AUGGGACGCAUUCCCUUCAGACUCCUCGUGGCCACGACCACGCGUCUCUCUCUACCCAUGGGCCAGGGACGGGCCGGCGUAAACCUGGGCAUCAUCAUCGAGGCAACCUACGGUCUGCACAAGAUCUCCGAGAGCGGCGGCGUCGGAUAUGCCCUUAACGCCGACUUCGUUGUGCCGGCCGAGAAGAACGCCAGCUACUUUGAGUUGCUCGAGUGUUACCUCACCGUGGCUGCAUGGAACGAUGCGGUUCGCGAGGCCCAGCUCGUGAGCAACUGGCAGUACUUCGGCUCCGAGGACGAGGCCAGGGAGGCCGUCGCACCCAUGCUCAGUCUGACGGUGGUCUCAUCGAUCGGCUAUUGCCCGGGGAACAAGAUCUUCUACGCACAGGAAUUUGGCUCGGACGCGGCCAACUGCGCCGAAGGGUCCGGCUUCGGGAAGACGGCCCGCUUCUUCCAAGAAUACUCAGACUCGCGAUCCCUUACCACCUUCGCCCUCGAGACGUAUCUGACCGAAGCCGCCGUCGCUGCGCCGGACGAGGAGACAGCCUACCCGUGGCGGGACGCUCCCGCGACGGGCUACCUGGCGCCGACAUUUGCCUGGCCCGGUGACGCCGACCCAGCCAUCACCGCCGCGGCUGCUGCACUGGGCCAAGAGCUGCAGACCGACUUGGCCGCGACCUCGGGCCACGAGGACGAGCUGGAGGGCGGGUUGGGCGUCUACGUCAACUAUGCGCACGGCGAAGAGCCGCUUGAGAACAUCUACUGCGCCGACAAGCUGCCGCGCCUUGCCGCUCUCAGAAGGGAUGGGAUCAAAACAACGUCUUUGCCUACCACUUGGCCCUGCCGACCGGGUACCCGUAGGUGUGAUUGGGGUUCAAGGUGCUCUGUUCUUCAAAUCCCGCGAGGAUGUGAGAAGGGUACGCUGCGUUUGGACUCAGCAUCUGUUUCUCUUUGA
Messenger RNA from Anthostomella pinea, 954 nucleotides. The record is from the annotation of a GenBank genome assembly. Lineage: Eukaryota; Fungi; Ascomycota; Sordariomycetes; Xylariales; Xylariaceae.